Molecule: messenger RNA, 4074 nt
Organism: Scophthalmus maximus (turbot)
Lineage: Eukaryota; Metazoa; Chordata; Actinopteri; Pleuronectiformes; Scophthalmidae
Gene: mtdha
Product: metadherin a
Exons: 12
Coding region: 49-1587 (512 amino acids)
Biological process (GO): negative regulation of apoptotic process; regulation of transcription by RNA polymerase II; positive regulation of canonical NF-kappaB signal transduction
Cellular component (GO): nucleus
Molecular function (GO): transcription coregulator activity
Source: RefSeq, a predicted model, not a curated record
CGGCCGAUGGUAGCUAACAGUUAGCUGGUGUUUUCGCAAUUUGGAAAGAUGGCCGGGGACGUGCGAGGUUUGGCGCUGGAGAAGGCCGAGAUGCUCUCCGGCCGCCUGAAGGAGCUGCUGUCGUCGGGACAAGGCUACGUCCUGGCGCAGUUCGGGCUGGACUUGGGUCUGAAGCCCGAGCUGUGCCCGACGUGGCUCAUCCUGUCCACGGCCGCGGCGGGUCUGCUGCUGCUGCUCGCCCUGUCCUGGGCCGCCGUCCGUGGCGGGCUGCGCGUCAGGAAACGGCGAGGCUCCGCGCCGGCCCGGGCCAGCGGCGAGCCCGACAGGGCCGACGAGGCGACAACUGCGAAGCCGGAGGAGCAGAAGAAGCGGAACAAAAAGAAAGCGGUGGACAAGGUUCCGCCGGCUGCGGCGACGAGCGGCCGGGUCACGAAGGGGCAGUCCAAUGGGCAGCCAGUGACUGUGGCACAGGCGGAAGUUAAAGUGACUGCGGUGGUUCCCAGGCAGUCACCACAGAUCAAAACUGAGAAGGUCCAACGUGUACAGGCUCCUGUGCAGGUGAAAAAGAACAAGAAGAAAACCAAGACGGACGUGAAACCAGUCCAGCAUGUGUCUACAAAUGAUGCAAAGGAACCCGAUGAUGGUGCAUGGGAGACCAAAGUCAGUAACCGUGAGAAGAGGCAGCAGCGCAGGAAGGACAAGGGCCCUGAGGACUCGGGUAGCUCAGGAGGUGUGGAGGCCCCCAAAACCCGUGUGAUGGCAACUGUAACUACAGCACCUACCAACACCAAGAAGAACAGAGGAAGCCAUGAGUCUUCAAGAACCACUGGAAAGGUGGAUAUACCCAGUGGAGCUGGUAAAGUGUCCUCCAGUUGGAGAGAGGAGACUUCAGCUAACGGUGUAGGAUAUACAGAAAAGCUUGCGGGCCAGACAGGUGCUAUGGACGGAUCCAAGUGGCGGAAUAUGGCAGCGGCUCCAAAUUACAGGGCCCCAGCUGAGCCCCAGCGCUGGGCACAGGAGCCGCAAGCAGCAUGGGGUGGCAUUGAUGGUCGGAUAAAGACUGAUCUCAACCCUGUGUCCUUCUCCAUGCGGAGGAAAAACACCUCAGACCCGGCAUCAAAUUCAAUUGAGCUGCAGUGGGCGAGCAAGCCAGACGUUAAUGAUGAAUGGUCUGGUUUCAAUGGGUUGGCAGCAGGGGACAACGCCUCUGACUGGAAUGCCCCCGCAGAGCACUGGGGAAACUAUGAGGAGCCUCCUGUGUUGGUGACACCAGCCCCUCCGCCUAAGCAACAGCCUCUCCCCAACAAGGUAUCAGAGGAUGAGAAGGACACCGAGGAUCCCUCCGGCGGAGCAGCAAAAUCCAAGAAGAAGAGGAAAAAGAAGAAGAAAACGGAAGAGGAAGCUGCAUCAGAGGAUCAGGUGGUGAGCAUAGCACCGCAGGUCAACGCAGUGUCUAAACCCCAAGAGCUUCCUGUGAUGGCCUUGAAAAAGCAGAAUCCCAUCCUACCCUCCUCUCAGAAGAUGACUGAGCAGACAGUGGAACCUCCGAAACCUGCCCAGAAGAAAAAGGUCCGGAGAGAAACAUGAAGUCGCGUCACAGGUCCAAACAAAGCAUAUGCAAACGAUUGUUGAAUAUGUCACAUGCAAUAAUUACUUGGUACAGAGUUUCUUUUUCUGAGCUACAUUAACAGUUUAUCAGUCACCUAAACAAGAUGAAAACAAGCAGUGGAUCUCACCUGCUCGGCGAAAUCAAGUGAUGAAAUCUGGUCCUGUGGACUGAAAUCUUAACUAAUUUGCACUAUUCUCUACACUGCAGCCAGAGUGGACUUUCAGGACAGGUAGAGUCGCAGUGUUGGUACAUGUUUAUGUAGUUGGUUUUUUUUUAACUGCAACAGAAGUGUUUGUUUAUCAUUGUUAAUCCAAAAAACAGAGUGGGUUCUUUAUUUUUUACUUUAAAGAGAAUCAUACAUUUUUAUACCCCAUCAUAUUGCACUUCGUUUUGUUUGUCAUGCUGCUGCCAGCAUAUCAAUUACUGAAAUCUGUGAGAGCAACGCUGUGUGUCAGUGCUAGUCUCAAAUCCUUCUUCAGGGGUUGGUUUGGAAUUUUCUGAAGGUUUAAGUUAAUUCAACACUCGCAUGCUUGUGCGUAUGUCGACGGUUAUCGGCCACUGCUAUCAUCCUUCCUCCUCAUCCUGGCAGUACAGUGAUGCCCUCAUAGAGCAACUAAGAGACGGGGGGGGGGGACAAAUAUCCACACCCCUCUGUUUUUUCUUUAAGUUAAGCCAAAGCUAAUAUGAGGCUUUAGCCAGGUCACCAAAUUAGACAAAUUGAUAGAUUUUCUUGCUGAGCAGUGGCAGAGGGAAACAUCCUGGUUGUGGCGUGUAGGUUUUUUUACAGCACGUAGACAACGUAUUUGUUGGCACUCUACAAAAGUAUUUUCUACCCAACUAAUAUGAAGAACAGUCAUUUUUCACUAUCAUUGUACAGAUGAUGACAUAGAAAGACUUGAAAACAUCCAAACUUGACCUGUUUUCACAGAAAAAUCCUCAUCGAGUACAACUCAUUGUCUGUAGGCUGCAUAGUUUGUACAAGCUCCUGUUUAUGAAUCAUGGCAGCCGUGGAGAGGUUGAAUCCAAUAAUCCAUCACAAGUGGUGGGAGGUUUCAUAGGAGUGAGAGAAAAAAUUAUCAUGGCCUUAGAAAAUUCUCCACCAUCACCCCUGCAGUGUAUUAGUGUGUUCCAAUCACUUGUAGUUUCACAGGGAGAUCAAGAAACUGGCUGCCUAUUUAGCCAUAAUUUGAUCAAAAAUUUGGAAUAAACUGACAAGAUGAUAAGUUUCCAAUUCAUCAUUCAUUUAUCGGACUUGAUCAAAAAAAAGUGUUGGUUUUUUUUAAAGAAAAUGCUAAAUUUGAUUUGGACACUGAAAACUCAUUCUGCAUUGACACUGAGCACAGUAACGGAUAUGAACCACCAGGGGGCGCUGUAAUGUCAAAUUGAGGAUCUGUGUCGUUCUCCCAUUCAACAGUAGCACUAUUGAGUAUUGUCCCUUUACUUUUAUCAUUCUGAGCGUGUCUUUCUUUAUCUGAUGAGAUUGUGCUUAGAUUUUUCUAGCGAUUUAAUGGUUACUUCUGCACUCUCUCUCUCUCCUGUUUAAAAAAAAGAUAUUUCCUUCCAGUUUUUGUGCUAGAAAAAGCCAUGCCAUAUGUACAGAUUGUAAGGGCUUUUUUCCAGUUCUGUGAUUGCACUGUGCAAAAGGCUGCAUUGAUGAGUUCCUUUUUUUGAUGUCAAUGAAUUGGGGUUUAUUUUGUACGACCUUUCUGUAGAAUGUGAAAAGUAACUUUUUUCGAUUUGAUCUUUGACGGGGGGGUUCUUGAUGUAUAUUAACAAUGAGAACAUGCGUCUAGAUAUAAUUAUGGAGCAGCUUUAAUUCCACAUCAAUGUUGGAUUUAGCCAACACACACACACACACACACACACACAAACACAUACACACACACACAGUUACACAUUAAAGGAAUUGAAUUCCGUUGCCUUAAUCUGUAGGUGUAUAGCAUUGGCGUCCUUUUUUUUUUUAUAGUUUCCAUCUAAUUGCAAGUUUUGAUGUCAGAAAUAAUUUCAUCUUGCACGACUUUGAUAAUAGUACCUUCGUACAUGAAAUGAAAUGAAUGAUUUCUUGCUUUAACUGUUAGAACUUGGUCGUGGAGUAGCCUACCACUCAAUGUAAAUACUGUAAUAGCUUUUUUUAAAGGAGACAAAUUGCAGCUUUUUUUGUGGAAAUCCAAUUUAGCAGAGAUUAACAGGAGCCUGUCGUUGGUAGGGAGAGAGCCUCAGCUGGCGGUGCACACAAUUGCUUGUGUACCUGAUUAAAACAAAGUGAUAUGUUGCUGUGGCUUUAGGCAUCUUUUUUUUAAUUAUCAUUAUUACAUUUUUCAGAUGAUUAUGAUCCAAUCAAUGUAUUUAUAUUCUUGUCUCUAGAACAUGUUUUUUGUGAAUGAUUUUGUUCAUUAAGGAGAUACAAAUGAUAUUUCUAUGUUUGUUUGGUAAAGAUGAAAAAUAAAUAAAAAUGCUUAAUAUCA